Salvelinus sp. IW2-2015 is the source of this 631-nucleotide messenger RNA. It is a transcript of the gene hoatz, whose product is annotated as HOATZ cilia and flagella associated protein. The record is from RefSeq and is a predicted model, not a curated record. Lineage: Eukaryota; Metazoa; Chordata; Actinopteri; Salmoniformes; Salmonidae. Gene Ontology annotation, biological process: cilium assembly.
UAAACGGUGCUUUUGCUGGUGUCCUCCUGGAGCGUCCUGUCGCCUUGGUAACAGACGCGCUCUCCACACUUCCGGGUUGCCAAAAACGAAACAUUUUCACAUUGUAUCAUCUCUCCAUUUAGCUAGCUAGCAAUAUCAAUGUUCGUCUGUGGCUCGGUUACUUUAUAAUAUUGAUGAUUCGGUGAUAUCCGCUCUGUUGUUGGUUGGUAAAAACACACUGGCUAUCGUAAUGUGUGAGUCAGAGCCGCGGGCUGGGGUAACGGAGGAGGAGAGGAGAGAGGCAGAGCAGUUAGAGACAGAGUUGGAUAAAUACUUCUUCACAGUGUUUGACGGCUCGUCUCCUGAAGAUGUGUCUCACGCCAAGCAGCUGUGGACCUCUCUGUCACUGCUGCCUCCGCUAGAGUCCCGCCUGGUCAACGCAGACAUCCGCCAGAGGCUGCCGAUAGCCCCGACAAACCAUGAUGAGACACUUCUGGUAGUCGGAGAGAGGCUGCAGGAGGCUCGCCAUCAGAAGCAGAGACAGGGGACAGGCUGCAGGAGGCUCGCCAUCAGAAGCAGAGACAGAGGACAGGCUGCAGGAGGCUCGCCAUCAGAAGCAGAGGACGAAAGAGAGACAGAGAUACAUGGACUG